AUGGCUGUCCAGCAAAAUGGCAACUCCUUUCAAGCCAGAAGUUCAAAUCAUACGAGGUCGGCUAUGCCAAAAGAGGCGGGAAUAAAUGAUAAACAAGCACAUGAGAGGCUGGUGUAUUUAUUUGGGGCGGCCAUCGGUUUAAACAUCGUUGUUACCGUGAAAUCCGGAGAGAGAUUCGAAGGCUUGUUGGCUGGUUCGACUCUAAAUCCCGCCAACUCCAAGAUUGCAUUGAAGAUGGUUCGGAAGCUACAACCUGCGGCUGGAGGGCAGGUGAACGGAACUGCGACUCGGGAAGCGGCCUUGGUUGGCUCGAGUCCCGAGCAUGCAAUGAACUUUGAUGUGAAAGACAUAGCCGACAUGCUCGUUUCUGAAUUUUCUCCUCCCGAGAAUUCAAAGCCUGUGAAUGGUAUUUCUUCAGGAUUCCAGACCGAUGCCGACAUCUCAGGCAACCAGCUCCGCGGAGAGCGCGCACUCCAAAAAUGGGUUCCCGAAGGGCCAGACACAGCCGACCUUUCACUCGAGUCUGGGAACACAGGGAGUUGGGACCAAUUUACCGUGAACUCACAACUCUUUGGUGCUAGGAGCACCUAUGACGAGAAUCUCUAUACUACUGUCAUCGACCGAAACUCGCCCUCGUACAAACGCCGAGAAGCCGAAGCUGAGAGAAUCGCAAGAGAGAUUGAAGGCGCAGCCUCUGCAAAUCCCCAUGUUCGUGAAGAACGUGGUCAGGCGCUGGAGAAUGACGGCGAUGACGAGGAGGAGAAAUACAGUGGUGUUCGUCGAGAUGACAGCGCUUUUCCUUCCCUAUCAGUUGGGGGGCCGAACAAAUACACCCCGCCAGCAAGACGAGCACCGACUGGGCAAGUGACUAUUCCCGGUGUCCCUGUCGACCCUGCAAUUAUUUCCGCACAACUAUCCGCACCCGAUCCAAAACCUUCUGUCCAGAAUGCAAAACAUGGAAAAGAAGGAGUACCCGCGACAGGAAAAACACAGUCUAUUGCAACUGACAGAACUACUGCAGACCAAGACGGUGCAAACUCGGUGCGACCUACUGGGAAUUCCACUGCCACAGCGGAUGCUUCAGAGGCAGAAUCCAAAUCUGCUAACAAGGCUGUCUCUCAGGGCACAACCGAAAACGUGGAGGUAAAAGUCCUCAAUCAGUUCCGUCAGUUUGCCGACCUCGAGAAGCAACGAGUUGCAGAAAGAAGGAAAGCUCAGCAAAACCAAGAUCGGACAGCCAAAUUGAAUGAAUUACUUCGCUUCUCGAAGACGUUCAAGUUGAAGACACCCAUACCAAACGAUCUCAUUGGAAUUCUUGCUAAAGAUCCAGCGAAACAAGAGGCCAUUGUCGAAAAGGCGCAGAAGGAGCAUGCAGAUUCAGGUCCGGCAGCUGUCGACGUUUCAUCGGCACCAGCGACGAACAAUGUUGCUCGCAAACCCGACAUUGCACAGCCUCCACCUACCGUCCCCGACAGGCAGGUCUUCAACCGUGGUCGUGGAGCGUUUCCACAAAACGGGCGGUCAGAUCGACCCGGGAGCCAACAGCAACCGGCUGCGUUUCCAGCUCGAAAUAAUAAUGCUACAUAUCCCCCAAGAUUUGGCUCUCACCAGCCAGAUCGUAAGGGAACUCAACCUCACCACAUUCCUGCUCCGAUACCCAUCAUUGAGGGCCGGGUGCCUCCGACUGGACCCAUGGCCGACCAAGGCGGAUUGACGAGCCCACAACGAUCGAACUUACACACCCCAACCUCCGGUAUUUCGGGUAAAUUUAACCUGAAUGUGAAAGCUUCAGAGUUCCGACCUACUGCCGCUAGUUUUAAUCCCAGCGUUGGUACUCCUUCUAGCCCUGGCUCGACUCGCCGGGGAUCUAUCUCGAGAAUGGCCAGUCCUUCUCUAGUCUUUGGCAACCGCAAGCCUAAGCCUGCAUCUGAACGGCCAUCUAUUGCCGACUACUUCAACCCAAUCAGUCGGAUGAAAGAAGAAUUUGCGCCAAAGCCCACCCAAGGAACAGCAAAGACCGACGAGAUACACAAGGACUACAGUCCCAAUGGUGGAAUCCCGCAUGCGUUCCAGGCAGGACCGAGAUGGACAGUCAAGGCAGAGAAUGAUCAGAAGACGUAUGAAGAAGCUUUCGAACAGCAUACUAUGCCUGUCAUCUCGCCUGCACAGAGCCGUUCCGGGUCAAGUCAUCACGUUCCAUUUCCUGGACAAGGAGUUACGAUUCCGAAUACCCCUGCGAAUCUCUCACAUAUUGCAGCGCCACAGCACGCCAUGCACGCUGGACCGCAUCAAUAUCCUCAUCAGUACGACGAUGGCAACCACCGAAUGCAAUUUGGUACUGCGAACCCUAGCGUCUACCCUUCCCCCAGUAUACCAUCUCGACAAGCAUCUGCUUAUGCUUCCCCCAUGAUGCACCCUGCUCAGUUGGCAUAUCAGCAACAACCGUACUUUGGCACGCCAACUGGACAGAUACCGAUGCAGGGGCGACCUUUUACAGGCACCCCAGGGAUGAUGCAUGCGCAGGCGGGCCAGGUGGGCCCGCCGAUGAUGGUUCAACAACCUUCGAAUGGACCGUAUAUGGCUGUUCCUCAACAGUUCGGCCAUCAAAUGCCGAUGUAUUCCCCCAAUCCUGGUCACGUCUAUCCUCAGCAGAAUGGAGGCUACUCCAGCCCUGGUCGCGGGGCUCCUAUGAUGAUGCAACAAGGAUCGCAACAAGGCCACCCAGCGGCUCCCAACAUGAUGUACAGCAUGUCGAAUCAAGGAGGCCCAUCGGCUUAUCCGCAGCAACAGAUGGCUUUACCACGUGAUAACUACGGCAACACACAUCAAUAUAGAUCGAACCAACAUCAAGGUUAUGCCUUGCAACACAGGACCAUGAGCAGUGGUUAUGGACAGAUGCCGCAGAAGAUGCAUGCUCCGAUGCAACCGGGUCAUGGACCUUCGAUGAAUGGACCACCGCAAGGGCCAGCAUAUGGGCAGAUCGAAGGAGGCGCUGAAGAUGCCAAAUGA
Messenger RNA from Capronia epimyces CBS 606.96, 3009 nucleotides. RefSeq lists its product as uncharacterized. Gene Ontology annotation, biological process: cytoplasmic stress granule assembly. The record is from RefSeq and is a predicted model, not a curated record. NCBI's taxonomy places the organism in Eukaryota, Fungi, Ascomycota, Eurotiomycetes, Chaetothyriales, Herpotrichiellaceae. The transcript has 3 exons. Bases 1 to 3009 code for a protein of 1002 amino acids. Gene Ontology annotation, molecular function: RNA binding. Gene Ontology annotation, cellular component: cytoplasmic stress granule.